Drepanopeziza brunnea f. sp. 'multigermtubi' MB_m1 is the source of this 1119-nucleotide messenger RNA. The record is from RefSeq and is a predicted model, not a curated record. NCBI's taxonomy places the organism in Eukaryota, Fungi, Ascomycota, Leotiomycetes, Helotiales, Drepanopezizaceae.
AUGUUUAAGGGUCAUGACGAGGACGCGGACGCCAUGGUCACUGACUGUUAUGGUUAUGGUAGGUAUGCUCAGUUUCUUUUGGUCUGGCCAAUGGUCGAGAUCCGAAAGAAGCUCCGUCCUGAUCCCGCGGGCUUUGACUCUGCGCGUCUGCGAGGGCGCAGUAGUGGCCCGUGGGGCAGGAAGCGGGAAGCCGGGGCUUUGCAAGGACAGGCGCGGUGGUCGGGUGCCGAAUUGGGAGUAGUACCACUGACUGUACCAGCUGAAACAUGCAUGAUCAAUGCCAACGCCAACGCCAGCGCCAGAUCCAAAUCGAUCUACGGAGGUACAGCGGUUAAGUGUCGUAACCCUCGUCGACCCACAGCCACUUUUUCUAACCUAGUUGGGCUCGGUUCAGAUGAAGUUCUUCCAAAUUCCGCGCUUAGCGAUCACGUUAUUGCCCAAGGUCCUCGUGGCCGCCUUAUCCUGUCUGAGCUCUGCCCUGGAAAGAAAGCCUGGGUUAAAGAUAGUAGUCGGAGGAACUUUCUGAAACGGCGGGUCAGUACGGAGUUGCAACUUGCUGGCAAAGCACUAUCUAUAGACAAGAGAAAUGAAGUAGGACUGCCGAAACGAAGAAAAGAAGCCGAAUGGAAGGCUGCAUGGAAGGCUGAGGCUUGCCCUAGCCGUGACCCGAGGACCUGCAACCAAGCCAGGCCAAGCCAAGCCGUCGUGCUCAUGUCCGGGUUCCAGGUUCCAACAGGGCUGAGGGCUGAUGGCGAUCGCACCGCGGCUUGUGCUCUACCGGGCAUGCCAUCUUCCGGCCCGAUUGCCUUGCAGUUUUGUUUCCCUUCACAUAGCAAAGAAGGUCAGCCAGCUACAGUAAAUUGUGCCUUUCAAAAACCGGUACCGAACGAAAGAAGCCAAGGCCAGAUCCAGCACGCGAUAUCCGCGCGAGUAACAUUCUCGGUAACAAAAGACUACUACUACUACUACUUGCUAUGGAUCUCUACGGAGAUACAGCGAUCAAGUGUCGUAAGCCCCGUCGACCCACGGCUCUUAUGUCUAACUCACUUGGGCAAUAACGUGAUCGCUAAGCAACCGAAUUUGAAAGAUCUUCAAUUUGACAGAACUCAAUUGGGUUAG